Messenger RNA from Schistosoma curassoni, 746 nucleotides. NCBI's taxonomy places the organism in Eukaryota, Metazoa, Platyhelminthes, Trematoda, Strigeidida, Schistosomatidae. The record is from the annotation of a GenBank genome assembly.
AAAUCUUUAACUCACUUUUUUGUCGGAGGCGGCAAAGUUAGAAAGUCACGACCUGAGUUUCGUAAUGGCUGAAGAAACCAUCAAGAAACGUAGACCCUUCAAGAAGUUCUUCUAUCGAGGUGUUGAUUUAGACCAGCUUCUGGAUAUGAACUUAGAUCAAUUAGCCCAGCUGAUGCCUGCUCGGAUACGCAGAAGAAUUAAAAAGAAACUUCGUAAUAAACACAUGACGCUUCUAAAAAAGCUUAGGAAAAGCAAGAAAGAAUGUCCUUUUGGUGAAAAGCCGGCUGCUGUCAAAACUCAUAUCAGAGAUAUGAUUGUUCUUCCCGAGAUGAUCGGAUCAGUUGUUGGUGUUUAUAACGGAAAGUCAUUUAACACUGUCGAGAUCAGACCUGAAAUGCUCGGCCACUACCUCGGAGAAUUUUCAAUAACCUAUAAGCCUGUCAAGCACGGCAGACCUGGUGUUGGUGCUACUCACAGUUCCAGGUUUAUCCCUCUUAAAUAAUAUGUCCAUGUAAUAAAUUGCUGGUCAAAUCAUCCUCUUUUUGAAUAGAUGACUGUAAUGACGUUAAAUAUGCUUAUCGAUGUAUUUUUUAUGUAGGUGUGCGACUUUUUAAUAGGAGAACUACUCUGCAAAUCAUCUACUUUUUCUUCUUAUGUCAAUAAUUCGGUCUCAUGCACAGCCAUUAACGAGCCACAUUGUAUAAUACCAGUCUGUCAGAUGAUUUCAUCCAUUAAUUUUGACAGUU